Molecule: messenger RNA, 2363 nt
Organism: Eubalaena glacialis (North Atlantic right whale)
Lineage: Eukaryota; Metazoa; Chordata; Mammalia; Artiodactyla; Balaenidae
Gene: NT5C2
Product: 5'-nucleotidase, cytosolic II
Exons: 19
Coding region: 163-1851 (562 amino acids)
Biological process (GO): adenosine metabolic process; IMP metabolic process
Molecular function (GO): 5'-nucleotidase activity
Source: RefSeq, a predicted model, not a curated record
CUGGGAGGGCGCGCGCCCGGGCGGCUGCGGCAGUUGCGCUCUGGGUUUGCUGCCGUGCGGUGGGGCCGUUACAGUUUCAAACUAGAGAUUGGAGCAUGUUGUUGCUUGAAGAGGAAAGACAAAUUGUCCAGGCAACAGAAUUGAGCAUACAAAUAAAAUAAAAUGACAACUUCCUGGAGUGAUCGGUUACAAAAUGCAGCAGAUAUGCCUGCUAACAUGGAUAAACAUGCCCUGAAAAAGUAUCGACGAGAAGCUUAUCAUCGGGUGUUUGUGAACCGAAGUUUAGCCAUGGAAAAAAUAAAGUGUUUUGGUUUUGAUAUGGAUUAUACACUUGCUGUGUACAAGUCCCCGGAGUAUGAGUCCCUUGGCUUUGAGCUUACCGUGGAGAGAUUAGUUUCUAUUGGCUAUCCUCAGGAGCUGCUCAGCUUUGCAUAUGAUUCUACAUUCCCUACCAGGGGGCUUGUCUUUGAUACACUGUACGGAAAUCUUUUGAAAGUUGAUGCCUAUGGAAACCUCUUGGUCUGUGCACAUGGAUUUAACUUCAUAAGGGGACCAGAAACUAGAGAGCAGUAUCCAAAUAAAUUUAUUCAACGAGAUGACACUGAAAGAUUUUACAUUCUGAACACACUAUUCAACCUACCAGAGACCUACCUGUUGGCCUGCCUAGUAGAUUUUUUUACUAAUUGUCCCAGAUAUACCAGCUGUGAAACAGGAUUUAAAGAUGGGGACCUCUUCAUGUCUUACCGGAGUAUGUUCCAGGACGUAAGAGAUGCGGUUGACUGGGUUCAUUACAAGGGUUCCCUUAAGGAAAAGACAGUUGAAAAUCUUGAGAAGUAUGUAGUCAAAGAUGGAAAACUGCCUUUGCUUCUAAGCCGGAUGAAUGAAGUAGGGAAAGUAUUUCUUGCCACCAACAGUGACUAUAAAUACACAGAUAAAAUUAUGACUUACCUGUUUGAUUUCCCACAUGGCCCCAAGCCUGGGAGCUCCCACCGACCAUGGCAGUCCUACUUUGACCUGAUCUUGGUGGACGCACGGAAACCACUCUUUUUUGGAGAAGGCACAGUACUGCGUCAGGUGGAUACUAAAACUGGCAAGCUGAAGAUUGGUACCUACACAGGCCCCUUACAGCAUGGCAUUGUCUACUCUGGGGGUUCAUCUGAUACGAUCUGUGAUCUGUUGGGAGCCAAGGGCAAAGACAUUUUAUAUAUUGGAGAUCACAUUUUUGGGGACAUUUUAAAAUCAAAGAAACGACAAGGGUGGCGAACUUUUUUGGUGAUUCCUGAACUUGCACAGGAGCUGCAUGUCUGGACUGAUAAGAGUUCACUUUUCGAAGAGCUUCAGAGCUUGGAUAUUUUCUUGGCUGAACUCUACAAGCACCUUGACAGCAGCAGCAAUGAGCGCCCAGACAUUAGCUCCAUCCAGAGACGUAUUAAGAAAGUAACUCAUGACAUGGACAUGUGCUACGGGAUGAUGGGAAGCCUGUUUCGCAGUGGCUCCCGGCAGACCCUCUUUGCCAGUCAGGUGAUGCGCUAUGCUGAUCUCUAUGCAGCAUCUUUCAUUAAUCUGCUGUAUUACCCGUUCAGCUACCUCUUCAGAGCUGCCCAUGUCUUGAUGCCUCAUGAGUCAACAGUGGAACACACACAUGUAGAUAUCAAUGAGAUGGAGUCCCCCCUUGCAACCCGGAACCGUACAUCAGUGGAUUUCAAAGAUACCGACUACAAACGGCACCAGUUGACACGGUCGAUUAGUGAGAUUAAGCCCCCCAACCUCUUCCCACUGGCCCCCCAGGAAAUUACACACUGCCAUGAUGAAGAUGAUGAUGAAGAGGAAGAAGAGGAAGAGGAAGAAUGAGGAGGGAAAUCAAAACUCUGAGCACCCAUUAAACAAGUUCUGGCAGGACUCACAGGAGCAAAGGAUGUCCCUGUGGGGGUCCUAGUGGGGGGUGGGGGGCUCCAUCAAAGGUACAUCCGGAAAGUUUCUGAAGACUUUAAAAUACUCUAAUCGUAGGGAGAUACUUGUUUUAGUUUUGUGUGUCUGCACUCUUUGCAGAUGGUUCAGAAUUGUAAUGGAGUCUGUACUGGAGGAAAGUAAGGGUAAAGCUGGGCUGAACUGCAUGCAGCUGGCUCCAUCGUGGCUUGUGACACUGUUUCCUUGUCUUGUUUCAUCAUCAGUAUGUCAUAGUGUAUCCAGAUACACUAAGGGUGGUGAAGGGUCUCAGAGUGGAGCAAGGAAGACAAUGGAAAGAGGUGAUCCAAAAAUGUUGUUAUGGUACAAAUUGUGCUCUUAUUCCAAAAUCCAUCUUUUUCAGUGCAUUGCAUAAGUAUUGUAUAUCAGUGGAGAAAUAUAUUAUUUCCAUUAUCAAA